UAAUAUCUACAUGAACACACACUCACCUCACAAAUCGUUUGCAAAACUUUGUUCGCAAUUAAUUAGAAAUUUUUUUAAAUUAAAUUAAAUUUUGUAACUGGAUAACAUUAACUGAAUGUAUCGCAUUUAAAACGUAAAAUUAUUCUAUUUAUUCGUAUUUUUUAAUUCUUAUUAUAUUCACAGGAAUUUUUUCAGUCGUUUCGUGCAGAAGAGAAGAAAUUGAUUGAAAAUCGUAACAAAGUGUUGCCAUAUUGUCAAUACAACUUGAAGUAUGUGAUAAGAUAGUUGUUUUUUAUGGCUGCGACUAAAACUUAUUGCGUGGAAAAUCCUUUCGCCGACUUUUAAUAGGUCAACUUUGAUUUUAAAGUUUCCCAUCAGCUGAUUUUUGUUUACAUCGUGUUAGAAUUUAAUUUUCACAAUUGUUUUGCUGCAAAAUGCUUCGAGCCAAAUUGCUAUAUUUAUGUAAGCGAUCAUUUGCUACGCAUUUGACACCAAAACAACAGGAACUUAUGGCGCGUGGUCUACCUAAAAAAGCGCCACUGCCAGGUGUUACGAAUAUAGUGAUUGUAGCUUCUGGAAAAGGUGGUGUAGGCAAAUCCACUGUAGCUGUCAAUCUGGCUGUUAGUCUUGCAAAUAUGGGUAAACAUGUAGGAUUAUUGGAUGCAGACAUAUUUGGACCAUCUGUGCCUCUAAUGAUGAACAUACAUGAAGAACCUUUAGUUGAUGAAAAUAAUAUGAUGAUACCACCAAUUAACUACGGUGUUAAAUGUCUAUCAAUGGGCCUGCUUGCCAAACAAUCGGAGGCAAUAAUAUGGCGUGGUCCUCUCGUAAUGUCUGCAGUGCAACGACUUUUAAAAGGCGCAGUUUGGUCUCCACUUGAUAUACUUAUUGUGGAUACACCACCCGGCACAGGUGAUGUACACCUUUCACUUGCUCAAAAUGUGCCAAUAGCCGGCGUGUUAUUAGUUAGUACACCACAAAGAGCAGCGUUAGAAGUGACACUGCGUGGUGCACAAAUGUAUCGCAAAUUGAGCGUACCGAUUAUAGGCUUGACUGAAAACAUGGGUCAUACCAUUUGUGGCAAUUGUCAGACGCGAAUGGAAAUUUUCCAGAAUGCAACCGAUUAUUUUACUAAACAAAUUGGAACAAAUGUUUUGGCAUCCAUUCCAUUAGAUGGAAAUAUUACAGAAUGUUGUGAUAAUGGUGUACCUUCUGUAAUUAAAUAUCCAGAGACAGAGUAUGCAAAAAGUUACCAAAAAUUAGCAGAAUCUCUUGUGCAGGCGCUGCAGAAGAGCGCAACCGGGGAGCAGGAAAAUAAAUAAUAUUUUUAUGUUUUAAUUUAUUAACACAAUUUUAUUUAAGAAAAGAAAUUAAGACUUAU
Messenger RNA from Bactrocera oleae (olive fruit fly), 1381 nucleotides. It is a transcript of the gene Nubpl, whose product is annotated as NUBP iron-sulfur cluster assembly factor, mitochondrial. Gene Ontology annotation, biological process: mitochondrial respiratory chain complex I assembly; iron-sulfur cluster assembly. Gene Ontology annotation, cellular component: mitochondrion. Gene Ontology annotation, molecular function: 4 iron, 4 sulfur cluster binding; ATP-dependent FeS chaperone activity; ATP binding. NCBI's taxonomy places the organism in Eukaryota, Metazoa, Arthropoda, Insecta, Diptera, Tephritidae. The record is from RefSeq and is a predicted model, not a curated record.